This is a messenger RNA of Rasamsonia emersonii CBS 393.64, 1725 nucleotides long. Its product is annotated as Cyclohexanone monooxygenase. Gene Ontology annotation, molecular function: flavin adenine dinucleotide binding; N,N-dimethylaniline monooxygenase activity; NADP binding. The coding region runs from base 1 to 1725 and encodes 574 amino acids. The record is from RefSeq and is a predicted model, not a curated record. The transcript is spliced from 10 exons. NCBI's taxonomy places the organism in Eukaryota, Fungi, Ascomycota, Eurotiomycetes, Eurotiales, Trichocomaceae.
AUGGGCGUCUUCGACAAUACCGACCCAACCGAUCUCUCAACAAGACCAAUCAACGAGCCUCGACCCAUCAAAGUGAUAGUCUUUGGCGCAGGCAUGUCCGGCAUUCUCGCGGGGAUUCUGUUUCCGCGAUCGAUUCGGAAUCUCGAGCUGGUGAUUUACGAGAAGAAUGCCGACCUUGGCGGGACGUGGUUUGAGAAUAUCUACCCCGGAAUCGCAUGCGACAUCCCCUCACACACCUACCAAUUCUCCUUCGAGAACAACACCCAAUGGAGCAGCUACUAUGCCAGCGGCGCCGAGAUCCAGGCCUACUUAAAACAGGUAGCCGCGAAAUACGAUGCCUACCGGUGCAUGAAGUUCCGACAUCGGGUUCUCAAGGCGGAGUGGCAGGAUGAUGAGGGGAAGUGGUGUGUUGAUGUGCUGAAUGAAGAUACUGGAGGGCAAUUCAUCGACACUGCAGACAUCGUCUGCUCCGCAACCGGCAUCUUGAACCACUGGCGCUGGCCCAACAUUCCCAACCUGCACAGUUUCCAAGGCAAGCUCGUCCACUCGGCCGCAUACAAUCCCACGUAUGACCUGUCUGGCAAACGCGUGGCCCUGAUCGGUGGGGGGUCGAGUGGGAUCCAGAUCCUGCCCCGGAUACAACCGCUCGCAAAAAGGGUUGACCACUACAUGAAGGGCCGCAAUUGGAUUCCGCCGGUGGGUUUUGGUGCGGAGGUAACGACGCCACCUGAAUACCUCGACAAAUUCAAGAAUGACCCGAAAGCAUACCUCGAGUUCCGACGCCGCAUCGAAGACGUGCUGAACAAGCCCAUGGAGGCGCUCUACCGGAACACCGACGCGGAAAAGAUGGCAUUUGAAGCCUGUCGAGAACACAUGCGCGCCAAACUGGCCAAGAAGCCGGAGAUUUUUGAAGCCCUCGUGCCGGAUUUUGCGGUUGGAUGCAGAAGGCUCACACCUGGGCCGGGGUAUCUGGAAGCACUAGUCGAGAAAAACGUCGCGUUCAUCCCGACUCGGAUCAGGGAAGUCGUCCACGAUGGCAUCGUGACUGAAGACGGAAAGAAGCGCGAGGUGGACAUGAUCAUCUGCGCUACAGGAUAUGACGACGUCCACAAGCAGCAUUUCCCCGUCAUCGGCAAGAACGGUAUCAAUCUCCAAGACCUCUGGGACGACUUUCCUCAGGCAUACCUGUCGUUAGCGCCAGCUCACAUGCCGAAUUACUUCUGCUUCCUGGGACCGAAUGGCGGGGCCGCGCAGGGCUCGAAUGUCCCGUUCCUGGAGAGCGCAGUUCGCUAUGUGAUCAAAGCUAUUGAGAAGAUUCAGCGGGAGUUUAUCAAGAGUAUGGUUCCGAAGCCGCACCUGGUAACCGCCUUCCGGCAGUACAUAGACCAAUAUUUCGCCCCGACAGUUUUUGGCGCGACGUGCAACGCAUGGUGGAAGCACAAACGCGCCCCCGACGGCCGUAUACUUGCCGUCUGGCCCGGCAGCCAGCUCCACGGCUCCAGCGUCAUGGCCAACCCCCGCUGGGAAGACUACGAGUACGAGCUGCGGGACGAGCUGAAAGGGAAUCCGCUUGCGUGGUUCGGCAAUGGUUUUGUCAAGGAGCAGCUGAUGGGGGCGCUUACGACGGGGUAUUUGGAUGAGGCUUUGCCGAACUAUCUGUCUGCUCUUGCAAGGAUUAGUGUUCCUGACCCACGCUAUGUAUCACCUUCAGUCACCAUGGAAUAG